Symbiodinium pilosum is the source of this 837-nucleotide messenger RNA. NCBI's taxonomy places the organism in Eukaryota, Dinophyceae, Suessiales, Symbiodiniaceae. The record is from the annotation of a GenBank genome assembly.
GACCUGGCGGCGCGUGUCUCGGUGCUACCGAUCGCAGCGGGGCUCGAGGAUGCAGAUCAGCGGCGCUUUCAGACGCUUCUCGAUACCGCCGUUUUGGGCCUCUACGCUUUUCCGAUCAACCUCGGCCGCUUCUCGGCCCACGGCCGCGCUCUGAUCGCGCGGCGCGACAUCGACGAAAUCAUUUCCAAGGCAAUGGCUGGCCCGAACCAGCACCGGCAGAACAUAGUCGCCGACCUGGCUAAGGAUUCAAAGGAUGGCCAUGGCUUCACCAAGGAGGAGAUUUCGGACACAUUGUUCAGUCUCCUGGUGGCGGGUAAGAUGACGACCUCAGAGGCUUUUCCGUUCUUAUUGGUGCAGCUUUGCAAACACCCGAGCUGGAUCCCGCGCAUCGCUGCAGAAAACCUCGAGAUGACAAACCCCGAGGAGAACUCGGCCACUCUGCGCGUCGUGCGAGAGGCCUUGCGGUUGAAGCCACCAGCUGGCGCGUUCCGAAGGGUGAACAGGAAAGAGGACGUUGACCUCGGGGAGCACGGUGUUGUGCCAAUGGGAUGCCCUAUGGCGAUCGACCUCAGGGCAGACCUCAAGGACAUGGGACCGGCGUUUGAUCCGGAGCGGUGGCUAACCGAAGCCAAGGACAAGUUCACAGUUUUCGGGGGGAAUCAACCCCACGAAUGCAUCGGGAAGCACGUGGCGCUAGUCGAACUGCAGCUCUUCGCCCGUAUCCUGUGCCGCGAGUACAACUUCCAGGUGAUGGACAUGACUGAAGUUGUCAAUCCGGGAAAUCCGGUCAACAAGACCUACAAAGAUGGCUGCCGCGUGAAGUUCUCGAAGCAGUGA